Messenger RNA from Ahaetulla prasina, 1938 nucleotides. It is a transcript of the gene SNX20, whose product is annotated as sorting nexin 20. Gene Ontology annotation, cellular component: early endosome membrane. The coding region runs from base 155 to 1129 and encodes 324 amino acids. The transcript has 4 exons. Gene Ontology annotation, biological process: protein transport. Gene Ontology annotation, molecular function: protein binding; phosphatidylinositol phosphate binding. Lineage: Eukaryota; Metazoa; Chordata; Lepidosauria; Squamata; Colubridae. The record is from RefSeq and is a predicted model, not a curated record.
CAAUGUUUAUUUGUCUCUGGAGAUUUCAAAAGGAAGCCAGAAGAGUUGCUAAAACUGUGUUUUAGAAGCAACGUAUCUUCACAACUUUAUCAAAUCCUUUCCAGAGUUCCACUGGGGCAGGAUUUUGUCUGUCUUAAUUAAGAGUCGCUAUACAAUGGAUGAAGACCAGUCCUACUCAGGAGUGGAAGAAGGGCAGGAAGAACCCUCAGAGACAUCCGAGCCUCCUAAAGUCAUCCAUUCUGGCGAAGAGGAUGAUUAUGAAAACAUGAAUUCACCUCAAGCAACCCAGGAAGCAACAGAGACCCCCAAACAACCAGACGAGAAAAAUCCCAACUCUUCCAUGACAACUAAAGAACUUCAGGAAUACUGGCGGAAUGAGAAACGAAACUGCCGAGAAGUCAAGGUGCUCUUUGAAAUCCCAUCAGCCAAAAUUGUAGAGAAGCCUUUCUCUAAAUAUGUGAAGUACCAAAUCAUCAUAAUCCAGACUGGCAGCUUUGACAGCAACGUAUCCAUGAUUGAACGCCGGUAUUCUGAUUUUGAAAAGCUGCACAAGAGCCUGUUUAAAGAGUUUUAUGACGAAAUGGAAGACCUCAUCUUUCCCAAAAAGAUCCUGACUGGCAAUUUCAUGGAUGAAGUCAUUCUGGAGAGAAAACUGGCUUUCCAGGAUUAUUUGCGAAUUCUAUACUCCAUGGAAUUCAUCAGGACCUCUCGAAGGUUCAUUGACUUCUUAACAAGGCCUGAGCUGGAAGAGGCCUACAGCUGCCUUCGGGGAGGACAAUAUACCAAAGCUUUGGAAGGUCUUCUGGAGGCCAUCGCUUUGCAAGAGAAGCUCACAAAGCACAGACCCAUUCUGUUGGUCCCCACUCUCUGCGCCAUCCUUGUAUGUCACAAAGAUCUGGAGGACUUCAAAAGUGCCUUCGAAUUUGGAGAAAAGGCCCUACAGCGUCUAGAAAAACACCCUGGUCACCGGUACUACCUACCAUUGCUAGAAACGAUGAUCUCCUUAGCAUAUGAGCUCGGGAGAGACUUCUUGCUCUUCCAGAAGAAGAUGGAUGAGAGGAAGGCCAAAAAACUUCCACAGAAAAUGUUGACGCUGAAGGAACUGACAGUACAGGAAUAUGUGCAAUGAGGAGAAGAAAGUGUUCUGACUUAGGUUCUUUAGAACAGGGGUCUCUAACCUUGGCAACUUUAAGACUUGUGGACUUCAACUUUAAGACUUGUGGACUUUGCAAAGCUGGCUGAGGAACUCUGGGAAUUGAAGUCCACAAGUCUUAAAGUUACCAAGGUUGGAGACCCCUGCCUUAGACAGUAUAUAGCAUAAACUUAGUCCCUGCAGAUCUGAGAUCCCUAAGAUCUGAGCCAUCUUAGGUCAACACAGGUUACUUCAAGCCCUAGGCUUCAUCAUCAUCAUCAUCAUCAUCAUCAUCAUCAUCAUCAUCAUCAUCAUCAUCAUCAAGUCUUAAAGUUGCCAAGGUUGGAGACCCCUGCCUUAGACAGUAUAUAGCAUAAACUUAGUCCCUGCAAACCUCUUUAAUUCUUACAGCUGUGAAUUAUUGUCAUUUCCAGUCGAAAGGCUUCUCAAACAGUCUAUCAGGGGAGUGUUUACAAACACUCACCUUAUCUCCCUUGGACUGCUGCCAGAGAACUAAUUGCCACACGCAGGGCAAGGCCAAACUUAGCACAGAGUUAAAUGGAACUUUUCCACAGCUUUUACUGACCAGAUGAACUAAUUGCUUCCUGCAAAAACUCACGUCCCAUUUGCUUCUCUUUUAUGUCUUAUGGGAAGAGUCAAUCAUCUCCAAGCCUUACUCCCAAGUCAACCCUGUUUUCUUAAUUGCUCCUGUCUCCUGGCAGCUCUGCGCAUGAGCAUACUGGGAACAGGCUCACGCUGUUCUUCUGCCUCGCUGAUGUCAGACUCCGGAGAUUCCUACCAGAUGG